Messenger RNA from Sinocyclocheilus grahami, 803 nucleotides. RefSeq names its product E3 ubiquitin-protein ligase rnf213-alpha-like. Gene Ontology annotation, molecular function: ATP hydrolysis activity; ubiquitin-protein transferase activity. The annotation marks the transcript as partial. Gene Ontology annotation, cellular component: nucleolus; membrane; cytosol. The transcript has 5 exons. Lineage: Eukaryota; Metazoa; Chordata; Actinopteri; Cypriniformes; Cyprinidae. The record is from RefSeq and is a predicted model, not a curated record. Gene Ontology annotation, biological process: ubiquitin-dependent protein catabolic process; negative regulation of non-canonical Wnt signaling pathway; sprouting angiogenesis.
UGACUAUAAAGUGCCACUGACAGCGCUGUCUGAGAGCCAACUUGCCCUGUGUCACCCAGAAAAGGAGUUGCUCCCUUUGGUGUUAGCUAACUGCCAUUACACACUAGAGAAGGGUCAGCAAACAGUGAGCUCCUAUGAUCAUGAGUCUAUUGAGAGAGAACUCAGCAGACGAUUUUUUGCAGGCAAACCACGCAUUCAAACAGACACUGAUAAAUACCUGAGAAGACAACAUCAGAAUUUUAUAGAAGUCCUCAAUGAGGUCAGAGCCAAAAUACCUCAGGAACCUCUCAAGGCCUCUGUGCUCAGUUCCAUGAGAUCAAUGCUACGUUCAUUCACCGAUGUGUGUGACGCAGUUUAUGCCGUGGAGAUUGGGCUUCGUUUCCUUGGUAAAACUGGUGGACACCCACAAGAUCUGCUUCUGUCCUAUCUGAAAGUUUCCUUGAAAAUGGACCAACACAUCUCAAGCACCAUAGCUGAGGCUUUAAAAGAGAACCGGCUUAAUCAGUGCACAGCCACCUGGCAGCUCCUUACCUGCUGGAAGAGUGAACAGAUGAUAAGGAAACGACAGGAUCCAUUCCAGCGACUGUCUGAAGACUUCAGAGAUAAACUGACUUCAGAGGAAAGAAAGCAAUUGAAGGUUUUCCUUGGGCUCACAGAUACUGACAUUUUCUCUUUGGAGCUACAUGAGAUCCUUCAGCUCAAGACCAACAGCACUGUUGAAGAAGGCUUCGCGCCACACUGGGAGUAAGAACUGAUCUUAUUUUGUUACAUUUUCAUAUUAUUUGCCCAGCAUUCCAGCCUUC